UGUGUAGUCAUGUCAGUUGCUGUUUGGUUAAUUUCAGUGUCGGCCAUAUUUCUCGUGUACUGUAGUUGCAGCGUCGUUUGAACUUUUUUUGUGCCGGUAAUAUUUUCUUCUCGGUAUCUAUUCAUCAUGUUUCAUAAACAGGGCAUGCAGCAAUGGCUAACGCUAGGCCAUUGCCGCUGAGCGAGAUAGCGGGAUGGACACAUGAUUUCACUGUGAAUUCUCCUUCGUGGAGACUAGCUGGAGCCGACACGCCGUUACUGCCAAAAGAAGACGCUUGUUCCUGCAGCCAAUCUUUGUCUGUGCUUGUGUCAACCAUGGAGAGUUGCCAGGUGACUGUGGUUGUCAGAGGAGAAACUUCUCCAGGUGAGGUGCUUGCUGUUGUUGGCAGCUGUGAAGCAUUGGGAAACUGGAGCCAUGAAAAAGCUGUCAUAUUACAUCCUGAUAGUAAUGAAGGAAACACCUGGACUACAACAGUCACUGUGCCCAAAGGAGUUAGUUCCAAGUACCGCUAUUUCAGAGGCUUCUUUUUGUCUAAGAGUGCAGGUGGUCCCUGUCAAGUGAUAGUCAAUAUGUGGGAGACCCAUCAUCAACCUCGCACGAUGAGCCCCACAGCAUCAGACCAGAACAUUGAUGAUGGACAAUUUGGAAUUAACAAUGGGGUGAAAUGUGUAGACUCUGGUUGGCUUACAUGCCAGACAGAGAUUCGCCUACGUCUGCACUAUUCAAAGACCUCUCCGGUGUCCAUCACUAAGAAGAAAUUCAAGAGGUCCCGCUUCAGGAUCAAGCUGACAUUGGAGGGGAUUGAGGAGGAGGAGGAGGAAGAUGAAGAGGAUGGUGCACUUAGUGCUUCAUCUUGGAACAAGAUGACCACCACUUUGGAGAUGAUAAUGAUCAGUGCCAAUGGCUAUAGGUCGCGUCACUCACAGCCUGAAUGUGGAUAUGCACUGGAGCCGACCCGGUGGACUGAGUACAGUAUUCACACCAUGGAUCCAGACAACUUAGAGCUCACCUUUGAGUUCUUUGAGGAAGAUCUGAGUGAGCAUGUUGUCCAGGGAGACACUCAUCCAGGACAUGUGGGCACAGCUUGUCUUCUCUCCUCCACUUUUCUGGAGAGUGGCAAAGACAACGGAGUAGUCACUCUUCCCAUAAUGAGUCGAAACUCCAGACAUACCAUCGGGAAAGUGAGAGUGGAUUUCCUGGUGAUUCGGCCCAUCCAGGGGCUGCUGUGUGACAUGAGUGCCUCGUUCACCAAAUACUGGAAGAAAGGAAGUGCUCUGAAUGUGGGUCACAGAGGAGCUGGCAGCACACAUGCAGCCAAGUACCACAGAGUCAGGGAGAACACAAUAGCCUCAUUCAAAAGUGCUUCCAAGCAUGGUGCAGCUUAUGUGGAGUUUGAUGUUCACCUUUCCAAGGAUGCUGUUCCUAUUGUAUACCAUGACCUGACAUGCUGCAUAUCCACCAAGAAGAAAAACGACAAGACUUCACUGGAGCUCAUCGAGGUGCCAGUCAAAGACUUGACAUUUGAUCAGCUGCAGCUUCUAAAGCUGGCCCAUGUUGCUGCAAUGCAGGCCAGUGAUCAUAACGAUCUGCUUGACGAUGAAGAUGAAAUUGAUGAGCAUCAGCCCUUCCCUUCACUCUCACAGAUCUUUCAGGCUGUUCCUGAUAAUCUGGGUUUCAACAUUGAGCUUAAAUGGAUAUGCCAGAUGAAGGACGGCUCGUGGGAUGGCAAACUAUCGUCCUACUUCAACAUGAACAGCUUCCUCGAUAUUAUUCUGUCUUGUGUUCUGCAAGAAGCUGGCAAAAGACGCAUCGUCUUCUCUAGUUUUGACCCAGAUAUAUGUACAAUGGUGCGUCAAAAGCAGAACAAGUACCCCAUCCUUUUCCUUACUCAGGGAAUUUCAGAAAGGUAUCCUGAACUGAUGGACAUCCGCUGCCAGACCACUCAGUUUGCCAUAAGUUUUGCCCAGAGUGAGAACAUUUUGGGAAUAAGUGCCCACUCCGAGGACCUGCUUAAGAACCUCAUCUACAUUAGUGAAGCCCAGUCUAAAGGCCUGGUGGUGUUCUGCUGGGGAGAUGACAACAAUGACCACGAGACCAGAAGGAGGCUGAGGGAGCAGGGGAUAGAUGGGCUGAUCUAUGAUAGUAUCUGUGAGGAACAAGGGGAACAGCCAAAUAUCUUCCAAGUAGAGGGGCAACACUCCCUGCAGGAGGUUAUUACAGAGGAGACCCUAAAGAGUGGCACCUGUUCCUGCUACUCCAUCCCCUGUUCCAUGGCUCCCUGCAUUGCCUCCAAGGCCCGUGCUGGCAGUGCUGAGUCUGAUUCUGGGCACAGCUCCUUGUAAUCCAAUACUACCUAACUCAAGUUGGCUAAUGUCAAAAGUAACAGAUGAGAUCAGAUCAUCAAUAUUUUAUCUAUCACAAGAAUAAAUACACUUGUUUAUAUUUUCUGUUAAAGUAUAGUAGUUGAAUGUUUUGCCAAAGCAUUCUAGCAGUCAGGCCUAUUCUGUGUUUAUGGAUUAUAUCAGAACUCCCAAUUGUGGAUAUUUAAUCAGCCAUCAUUUUUCAUCUCUGUAUAGUCAAAGUGCUAAAAAGUUAAUGCUUAUGGUUUUUUGUGGGUGUCAUUUUUUUUAACAACAUAGUAAAUUGUCAUUUGGUUUAUGGUGACAUUUCAUUAUGCUGUUUUUCUGUUUUUGCUGGUUUAUCUCUUCUGUGCAUGUAGCCAUUGCCUGAAAUGUUGUUUUUGAAAUAUUAGUAAUAGCACAUCCAUUGCUGGGUGAAGUUUGUAUGCUACACACAGGACAUGCAUUAGGAUGACGGGACAGGUCACCAUGAAUGAAAAAUUACCUCCUAGUGUGUAAACUGUAGCACUUGGAAGAGCACAGAUGGACUGUCAAAAACUCCUCCUUUCCACACAUUUAAACUCCUACUUAUUGACUCUUUGGGUGUAAUAGCUGUUAUCAUUAACAACAUUCUACAGGCGUACAAGAUUCACCGCAUCCUGUAAUUAUUUUAUAUAAAAAAGAAGACAUGUUUUCUUUUAACAGUGCACAGAUACAACAGCCUUAAAAAGAAUACAAUGAUUCCUGUACAAAACAACUUCCACAACUUCUCAUGGAUCGCUUGUCACUUCUCAACACAAAUGCCUUUUAUUGCAUGAGAUAUUUUUUUUUAGUGAAAAUUAAACUUAAAAUAAUUUGAAUAUUAAAGUGUUUAGGAUAUAGGGAUAAAUGUGAGUGUGUGAAUCUACCAUGUUGUACAGUCUACAGAUAAACAGAACUAAAGCAAACAAUAGCUAUAGAGAGAGUCUGUCAUGUUUGUUACCUCAGGGCCAGUGCAAACUUUUUGCACGCCCUCUUGAGUUUGUGGCUUGUUGCUAUUAAAUCCUGUGUGUUUUAGCAGAACCUGUUAUAUGUGCACUUUGAACACAGCAAAAUACCCAAAACUGACUUGCACACACUGCAAUGAUUAUGCCAUGCAAGGUCUGUAUAUAUCUGUAUGAAUGAAACAAAAUACUUGAUUCCACACUUGAGGACAUGAGUGUGGAAAUGUUGAUGCAAAUAAAAUCAAUAGACACAUUUA
Solea senegalensis (Senegalese sole) is the source of this 3579-nucleotide messenger RNA. RefSeq names its product glycerophosphocholine phosphodiesterase 1 (gene gpcpd1). The transcript has 20 exons. Bases 153 to 2342 code for a protein of 729 amino acids. Gene Ontology annotation, molecular function: starch binding; glycerophosphocholine phosphodiesterase activity. Gene Ontology annotation, biological process: glycerophospholipid catabolic process. The record is from RefSeq and is a predicted model, not a curated record. NCBI's taxonomy places the organism in Eukaryota, Metazoa, Chordata, Actinopteri, Pleuronectiformes, Soleidae.